Messenger RNA from Schistosoma rodhaini, 4457 nucleotides. The record is from the annotation of a GenBank genome assembly. Lineage: Eukaryota; Metazoa; Platyhelminthes; Trematoda; Strigeidida; Schistosomatidae.
AGACACGAGAUGGAGUGUAGAAGUGAAAUCUAAAUCGACUACUGAGAAACUAAACGUUUGUAUCGUACAACUCCAUCAAAGAACAUAAAUUUCCUUCUUUGCAACGACAAACAAAGAGAAGGCUACAUAUGACUGACUUGUGGAAUUAUUUUUCGAAAUAACUUUAAGGGUUGAGCUUGAUAAUGCCUUUUUUUGUUAACUUAGCUGCUUCUAAAAUACCACCUACUCGGAUGGAAUCCUGUAUACUGAGUACCACGCAAAAUUUUUUAUCUUUUCUGAAAUAAAGUAAAAGACAUUUUGCCGCUGUAAUUGGCAUGCCAAUGUUGAUCCACUAACUUACAAACAAAUGAUUUAUGUUUAUAUUUAUUUUUGUGAUCUGUCUGUUCUAAAGUUCAAAUAUGAUUAUUAUAGUAGAAAGGAUUUUUAAAAUUUUACUGGGACUCUAUUAGAAUAAGGGUGACGAAUUACGUAUGAUGCUAUGAAGCAGAUUAGUGAGCCGUAUGGACGCAUUUAAAUAAUGCUUAGUGAUUAAAAUAAAAUUUGUCACUUUUGCUAUAUUUUUUUUUAACUUGAAAUCGUUUAAGAAGUUAUCUAUUUUAAAACAUUUUAAAGGCUCCUCUACAUGUAUAAAUAGAUUUUAUAUUUAUUUUAGUAGACUUUAACCAUCAUCAGCUUUUUUAGAACAGGUAAAAUUUAUUGACAAUUUCAUUGUAUUUUGGUGAUUACUGCAUGCUUGAUUUGUAUUUGUUCGUUUAGUCCUUGAUGUAAUUUACAAUUACAAACUAAUUAGAUAUUUAUGAGGUUAUUAGAAAACUCAUGCUCUGCUUAGAACUUGAUAUUUCGUCAUUUGGUUAUAAGGUCGUGAAUUUCACUAAUACAUCGGAUUGCAAGCAGUUUUCUGAUGAAGCAGUCUGACUUGGCUAAAUAGUCAUGUGUUGGCAACUAAAUUUACGUUUGUUCAAAAGUUUUAAGUGAAUUCCGUCCAUCAAGUUAUGCAAUUCGACAAAUAAGUCAGGCGGAAUGACAUUGUUUUGAGAGGGAAAGUAUUCAUGAGAAAAAAGAAAGAAAAUAUGGAAGGGCAUUUUUUGUGAUUGAGAUAUUUGUUCAACUGACACAAUAUUAAUCACUCAAGUACUUUGGUUGUUAACAAUAUUGGUUGGGUUAUUGAUUUUUAUCCCAGUUAGUUAUUUGAUACUAUAUGUUUUCAAAUAAACGUAUUUAAGCCUCUCGAUCCAUGCCAAAAUCAUGGGUAAUUACUCGUAAAUGCCUCUGUCAGAUUAACCAGGUUACUGCUUAGUAUCGUUAGUUUUCACUUUAUUCGAAUUUUAUGAGCUCGUAUUUGAGUUUGUUUAAAUCAUUUAUCACUUCUUAGCUGAUAUUUUCCAGAGUUUUGAGAUAACUAGAUUUUUUAUUAAUAUUCAGUAAAGUCGAUUUAAAAUUCUUUGGGUGCUAUCUGUUACCUUGUUGAAGGUUUGAGCGCCGAGCAACAGAAUGGCUACCUGGUAUGGAAGGUAAAUAUGUUGCCCGAGGACAAUUUACGGGUGAAUGUAUCGCUGUUCUCACAAGCGGUGGAGAUGCACAAGGAAUGAAUGCAGCUGUACGAGCUGUAGUUCGUAUGGGAAUAUACUGUGGAUGUCGAGUAUUUUUCAUCAGAGAAGGGUAUCAAGGUCUUGUGGAUGGUGGUCAAAACAUUCAGGAGGCGUCGUGGGCAGACGUUUCUGGUAUUCUCCAAUUGGGAGGUACUAAGAUUGGGUCAGCUCGAUGUAUGGAUUUUCGUGAACGUUAUGGACGUUUAAAAGCUGCUGAAAAUCUAGUCAAAAAUCAAAUUACUAAUUUAGUUGUUAUUGGCGGUGACGGUUCUUUAACUGGUGCUAAUCUAUUUCGAGCUGAAUGGUCAAGUCUAUUGGAAGAACUUGUCACAUCAAAUAAAAUUAGUGCAGAAAGUGCCAAACAAUUUCAUCGUUUAAAUAUUGUCGGUUUAGUCGGUAGUAUUGACAAUGAUUUUUGUGGUACAGAUAUGACAAUUGGUGCAGACUCAGCAUUGCAUAGAAUUAUUGAAGCGACUGAUGCAAUCUCUACUACAGCUCACUCACAUCAAAGAUGUUUCAUUUUAGAGGUGAUGGGUAGACAUUGUGGCUAUCUAGCACUUGUCGCAUCUAUGGCGUGUGAAGCUGAUUGGGUAUUUAUACCAGAAAUGCCACCAGCUGAUGAUUGGCGUGAAAAAUUAUGUCAUAAACUUCGAAUGAAUCGUGAACAUGGACAACGUGUCAAUAUAAUUAUGGUUGCCGAAGGUGCUAUCGAUAGAGCAUGUAAACCGAUCACUUGUGAAAUAGUGAAAAAUUUAAUAGUAACAGAACUUCAACUUGAUACACGUAUAACUGUUUUGGGUCAUGUCCAACGUGGUGGUUCACCAUCUGCAUUUGAUCGUAUUUUAGGCAGUCGUAUGGGAGCUGAAGCUGUUCUAGCCCUAAUGGAUGCUGAUCGUGAUCCUAAUCUACCAUCAUGUGUUAUCAGUUUGGAUGGUAAUCAAGCAGUUCGUGUACCACUUGUGAAGUGUGUCGAGAGAACACGUCAGGUUGCUGAAGCAAUGAAAGCUUGUGAUUUUGAUCACGCCGUUGAACUACGUGGGACGAGUUUCAUGAACAAUUUAGCAACGUAUAUAAAACUUUCAAAAAUUGAACAACCACGUCAAAGUGUCAUGUCAUCUGAAAACAACUUGAGAAUCGGUAUCGUGAAUGUCGGUGCUCCAGCUUGCGGUAUUAAUGCAGUAAUAAGAGGAUUUACUCGUUUGGGUAUCACUAAAGGUUAUAAGAUUAUCGGAAUACACGAAGGAUUUUCCGGGCUUGUUAAAGGUGAUGCUAGUGAAAUACAGUGGGCUGAUGUCCGUGGAUGGGUGGGAAUGGGUGGUUCUAUGUUAGGAACACGUAGAGAUACACCGAAUGGUUUAGGUAUAGAUAAAGUAGCGGCGAAAUUUAAAGAAUUCAAAUUAAGUGGUCUACUUAUUAUUGGUGGCUUUGAAGCGUACGAAUGUAUGAUAGAACUGGUUGAAGGACGUGAAAAAUAUCCUGAAUUAUGUAUACCUAUGGCUAUGGUACCAGCGACAAUUUCUAAUAAUGUUCCUGGUACUGAUUUCUCUUUGGGUUGUGAUACGGCUUUAAAUGAAAUAACCUCUGUUUUAGAUAAAAUUAAACAAAGUGCAUUAGGUACAAAACGUCGUGUAUUUGUUGUUGAAACAAUGGGCGGUUAUUGUGGUUAUUUAGCUACAAUGAGUGCAUUGGCUGGUGGAGCAGAUGCUGCUUAUAUAUUUGAAGAACCAUUUACAAUUGAUGAUUUACGUGAAGAUGUAGUACAUUUACGUGCAAAAAUUGAUGAUAAUGUUAAACGUGGUUUAGUACUACGAGCUGAAUAUGCUAAUAAAUACUAUACAAGUGAAUUUAUUCAUCAAUUAUAUGCUCAAGAAGGUCAAGGUAUAUUUGAUUGCCGUUGUAAUGUACUAGGUCAUAUGCAACAAGGUGAUAGACCAAGUCCAUUUGAUAGAAGUUUAGGUACAAAAUUUGCUUCGAAAGCAAUUGACUGGUUAGAUGAACAAAUCAACGCUAAUAUACGUUCAGAUUCUACAGUCUAUACACCAGGACAUUUAUGUUGUACAUUAAUUGGUAUUGUACGUCGUCAGACAACUUAUUCAAAUAUUAUGGAAUUAAGAGAACAUACAGAUUUCGUACAUCGUUUACCAAAAGAAGAAUGGUGGCUUAGUUUACGUCCAUUAAUGCGUAUUAUGGCUAAACAUGAUAGUCUUUAUGAAUCAGAAAGUAUUAUGGCUGGUACUGAUAGAAAAUAAUCACUUUUUCUUUUAUCAUACAUAUUUCAAUUUAUUCAAUAUUAGUUUUACUUAAUUUUCAUUCAUAAAAUCAGAUUUUAUUAUUAUUGUUAAUAUCGAUAAUUUUUUUUUGUCUUUUUCUUGUUGUUUUCUUCACUGAUUUAUUAUUCGUUUACUUAGUUACUAUUUAUGAUAAUUCAAACAAUCUUAUUUAUUAUAUUCUGCUUUAUUAAAGAUUAAUCAAUAUUGUAUUGUAACCCUACAAGUUUAAUUAAAUUCAAUAUUAUAAAUCAGUCAUUUUAACCUUUCAAAAACCAACACCGAUCACCUUUAUUAUAAUUGUAGAAAAUUAAAUUUAAUUUAGACCUUUUUUCAAGAAAAAAAAAGGAAGAAAAACAAAGUAAAGAAAAACGAAAAUUAUUGUUAACAUGUUUCUUUCAUUCUGUUUUUUUUUCUCCCUUUUUUUGUCUUUUAGUGAGGGUAUGUAGUAUUGUCCUAGUGCAAUAUUUAAAGUUUUGUCAUGUUUUCUGUGUUUUUUUUUCUUUUUUGUAUAACAGAGAAAUUAUAUAAUGAACACUUUGAUUUAAAUUUUAAAUUUUCAUGUAAUAAAUCGUUCAACCAUAUCGGUUUAAUUUAUUUC